UUUGAGUCUGUGCCUGGGUGUGAGCUCCUCCAGGUGAUCUCUCGUAUUUGCAGUUGAACAUGAGAACAUCGACCAGAGCAAACAGCCAGACACUGAGCAGAUAGACUCUGCUGGCUAUGGUCAGCUCUCAAUUUGACCAUCAUACUAUCCACAAUGCUGGCAAGCGUAUCAACCUAUGUACUUCCAAGCAGACUGGCCUUUCCUGUGUUCAGGUAGAGCUGGAGGUACCCACUGUCUCUGGCUACUUCACGCUUGCCACCGAGUGCUUUAAUGACUCUGGCUCACCGCACACGCUUGAACAUCUCAUAUUCCUGGGCUCUGAGCAGUACCCUUACAAAGGUGUCCUAGACUCACUUGCCAAUCGUGCAUUCGCGCAAGGCACAAAUGCUUGGACCGAUACAGACCAUACGGCCUACACCAUCGAGACCGUUGGGCAGGAAGGCUUUCUUAGACUGCUGCCAAUCUUUGUGGAUCACAUCUUGUACCCUACGAUGACAGCCUCUGGUUGUUAUACAGAGGUCUAUCACAUCAAUGGCAAGGGCGAAGACGCAGGUGUCGUCUACAGCGAGAUGCAAGGUGUCGAGAACACAGGUCCCAAUUUGAUGAGCUUGCGUGCCCAACGUGCCUUGCAUGGCCUUGAGAGUGGUUAUCGCAGUGAGACGGGUGGUAUUUUGAGUGAGGUUCGCAAGCUCACCGUGGCUGAGAUUCGUGCCUACCACGCAAAGUACUACCAGGCGAACAAUCUCGUCUUGGUCAUCACAGGCAAAGUUGAUCAAGCAGCACUUUUGGGGACAUUGCAGGGGGUCGAUGCGACCAUUCUUGGGCAUGGUCCUGUGAAUUUGACAGGUCCACGGCCGUGGGUCGACUCUCAUCCAGUCUUCCAAUUGAAACAGACAAGCAAAGAAACCGUUGCUUUUCCAGAGGAAGACGAGUCUAUGGGCGAAAUUGCCAUUACCUGGCCAGGUCCAUCUGUUGUGGACUACAUUGAUCACUAUGCCAUUGAUAUGCUGGGCAUGUAUCUUGCUCACAGCGCCGUCUCUCCUAUGCAAGCGGCUCUUGUCGAGCUGGAGGAUCCACUGUGUACAGAUGUCGACUUUUAUUUGUCCGAUCGACUUCGCAGUACUUUGACAGUCUCACUUGCGUCUGUCCCAGUCGAGGACCUCGAUAAGGCCGAAGCCGUGUUCUUUGAGACCAUUGAACAGGUGCUCUCGAAGGACUUGGACAUGGAACGUAUGGCGCAUCUCAUUCGCAAGGAUAAGCUCAAGGUGACAAAUGUCGUCGAGACAGACCCUCAUGGCGCUUUUUCGACCCCUAUCAUUACAGACUUCAUCUAUGGUACCCGCGAUGGUGCUUCAUUGAGCAAGGCGCUCGACGAUGUUCAAAUACUGGACGAGCUUUCUACCUGGUCAUCUGGAGACUGGCAAGCGUUCAUGCGAAAGUGGCUCGUUGAAGCACCUCACCUGACUAUUUUUGGCAGACCGAGUGCUGCUCUUGCCACUAAAUUACAACAAGCGGAAAAGGAUCGGAUCGCUGCGCAAGCUGCCAAAUUUGGCGAUCAGGGUCUCAAAUCUCUUGCUGAGAAGCUCAAGCAGGCGCAAGAGGAAAAUGACCGACCGAUGCCAGAGGAGAUGAUUGCCUCAUUCCCGGUACCACCUAUUUCGUCCAUCAACUUCAUCACGCAAGAGACUGCUCGUGGUGGCAUUCUUGAAUUGCCAAAGCUCGAUAAUGCAAGUCAGCGCCUCGUCGAUGAAGACGACACGUCUCUGCCGUUCUUUGUGCAAUUUGACAACACGCAUCCAUCAGAGUUUGUGAGCAUCAAUUUGUACCUGACUUGCUCUUCAGUCUCAAGCGAGCUCCGUCCCUAUCUGUCCAUUUUCCUACAAACAUUCUUCCUCAACCCACUCAUCAAAGAUGGGGUGGAGAUUGACUAUGAGGAUGUCGUCACAAAGCUCGAAGCGGAUACGCUGUCUUACUCGGCCUCCUUCGGUUCUGGCUCUGGCUUUGGUGAGAUGAUUCGCAUCAAGCUGAAGCUGGAGGUUUCAAGCUACGCCCUCGGCAUUACCUGGCUGCAGGACUUGAUUUACAAUGCUGACUAUCAAGCUGAACGUAUCGGAGUCGCAUUGAGCAAGGUUCAGAAUGACCUGCCCUCAUACAAGCGUGAGGGCGAUUCAGUUUCGUUGGCCGUCCUGGGCGCAUUGCAGCUCGAUGCAACAAAGUCUGUGGCUCGUGCUGCAAAUCUACUCGAUCAAACGCUCUUCCUCGAUAAGCUCGAGGACGAGCUCGAGGAAGAUGAAGAAGCCGUCUUGAGCAAGUUUGAUCAAAUCAGAAGUCAACUCUUCCAACCCGCCAACAUGCGUGUCCAUGUCGCAGCCGACGUCGCGCGUCUUCAGGGACCCCUUUCCUCUUGGCAAGCAUUCGGACCUGGACCCGCUUCGCGUGGUCAAAAGCGUCCCCGAACAGAUUCGCAGGGACAGUCGGAUGGCACUGCCAAGCUUCAGAAAAUCACCCUUUCUCAGCAUUGUUUGACGCCAUAUGGGCAACGUCCAAACGGGCAAGCGCAAGUCAUCAGUAUCUCGACCGAUUCUGCCUUCGUUCAACUCUUUGCAAGAAGUCUCAACAUCUUCAACGAUCCAGAUCUACCGGCACUGCUUGUGCUCAUUGCAUAUCUCAAUGCGAUGGAGGGUCUGCUUUGGAAACACAUUCGUGGUGCUGGACUGGCAUACGGUGCUGAUCUCAAGCUGGACCCUGAAUCAGGCUGUGUCUACUUUUCCCUAUAUCGCGCUGCAGACCCCAUCAAAGCACUUCAAACGGCAGCGACAAUGCUGCGUGCGCUAGUUCCUGGCAACACGAGCAGAUCGGACGGGUUGAGCGUACUCAUGAUUGAUGGCGCUAAAUCGAGUCUUGUGUUCGACUUUGUUUCUCGUGAGUCGUCCGCAUCUGCGGCUGCGCACCAGUCAUUCAUCAACCAAGUCCUCAAAGGCCAAUCUGCCUCCUACCGGCGCGAUCUAUUGAAAGCCAUACAGAAGGUAGAGAUGCAAGAGAUGGAGGCUAUGCUGAAGAAGCACCUUGUACCCCUCUUCGAGCCGAGCUCCUCUAAUCUGGUAUGUGUCGUUGGCAGUAGUAAAGUCCAGGAGUGUGAGUCUGGUUUCAGCGAGAUGGGCUACGCAACCAAGGCAUGCUCACUAGAACAAUUUGAACAGCAGUACAUCAAGGGAGACAAGCUAUAGACAGGUGUGCUUGUAGAAUCUUGUGGAUUUAUAUCCUUCCUCGAAGAUCGAACGAGGGCCUAACCAAUUUCUGAGCGGCGAGGUUGGCACCCUACCAAUUCCUAGAGUCACAAUGGCCCUGGCCCUCAGAAGGACCGUCCUCCUGCGCUGAUGCAGUUGAGCGUCCCAAAUAUCCCUGCCAGGAAGCAGCACUGGACCUAGGUCUGAGCCGUCAACAAA
Protomyces lactucae-debilis is the source of this 3446-nucleotide messenger RNA. RefSeq names its product Metalloenzyme, LuxS/M16 peptidase-like protein. The coding region runs from base 117 to 3227 and encodes 1036 amino acids. Gene Ontology annotation, molecular function: metal ion binding. NCBI's taxonomy places the organism in Eukaryota, Fungi, Ascomycota, Taphrinomycetes, Taphrinales, Protomycetaceae. The record is from RefSeq and is a predicted model, not a curated record. The transcript has a single exon.